AGAAGCUCCACCUGCUCCUCGUCUCUUCCGGUUAAGGCCAUAUCAGCACAUUUUAUUUAUUGUAGUGUAUAAUUUUAUCCCAAAUCAGCGAUGAGGCCUGUUUUAUGACAGGGACAUUAUUACACGGUGUUUAUCAGUGUCAUAUAGAUCGCAAAGAGUCCUUCUGAACAAAGUGAACAGCAUCCAGUCAUGGAGGAGGAGAUAGUGGAGACACCAGAGGAGCAGCUGGCAAAGCAGCACCGCAAGGAAAAGAAAGACUUGCAAGCCAAAAUCCAGAGCAUGAAAAAUGCAAUCCCUAAAAAUGACAAGAAAAGGAGGAAACAGCUGACAGAGGAGAUUGCCAAAAUCGAGGCUGACCUCAGCCAGAAACACAAGGAGGAAUUGAGGCAACUUAAAUCUAACGCCAACACAAAGGUGGAGGAAGUGUUGAAUGGAGUGGAGACCAUGAAGGUGGAGGGUGCAGAAGAAGAAGAAGGAGAGGUCAAACAGCCACGUGUCACCAAGGCCCAGAAGAGGAGGGACAAGAAGGCUGCCCAAGAGAAGGAGAGGGAGAGCAGGAUAGCAGAGGCCGAGGUUCAGAACCUGCAGGGUGUGAGGCACCAGGAGGGUUUGAAGCUGGCUCAGAAACUCGCCCAGCAACAGCUUCAGAUCAAGGAGAUCUCCUCUGAUGGCCACUGCAUGUACCGCGCCAUUGAAGAUCAGCUGGCACAGCUAUCACAGCCGGGGGUAAUCAUGAGUGUGAAAGAGCUGCGGUCCCGCACUGCCGAGCACAUGCGAAGCCAUGCUGAUGACUUCCUGCCUUUCCUCACCAACCCCAACACCGGUGACAUGUACACAACAGAUGAGUUUGAGAAAUACUGCAGUGACGUGGAGCACACAGCAGCUUGGGGUGGACAACUGGAGUUACGAGCUUUGACCCAAGUUCUUCGCUUGCCAGUGGAAGUGAUCCAGGCUGACUCCCCAACUAUAAAAAUUGGGGAGGAGUUUGAUAGCAAACCCAUCACCCUUGUCUAUAUGCGUCAUGCCUACGGACUGGGAGAGCACUACAACUCUGUGGAGCGGCUAAAGGACCCAGCCAAUGCAGAAGACAGCUGAGAGGCAGCUCCGUCUCGGUGUGACAUAAACCAGUGUGUGUAACACAGAGAGUGUUCAAACCUCUCAUACCAAGGGCCCCUAAAUACCAACGUAUUUGGAGUGAGAUCCCCAUGUCAUUGAAGACAUUGUUAAACUGAGGUUAACAGAGAAUGUUGCUGUUUUCAGAAUGGGUCAAACACAUGGCGGCACUUCUCUAUUACAAGUCAAAAGAUAGCAGUGGGGAGAGUGAAAUCUCCUUCUGAAAACAGUAUCAUUGUGCUGAUGAAAUGUAGCAUAGAAGGGAAAUUUAACGUGUUAAUGAUUUUACACUGGACACCCUUGCUCUAUCCCAAUGACCCCCAGCAUUCAUUUCAGCCCAUUAGGGGAAGCAAUUGUGUACCAAGUACUUAAUCCAUAAUGGACAGGAGUGGAUGUAAGUUGAUCAGUCAUGUCACUCCAAAUGUCAACAGAGUCACUGAGGGGUUAAUGAACUUUUGCAGUGGUCUUGGAAUGAACUGAAUUGUGAACCUUGUAAAUCAUAUCAAUGUUACAUAAAUACAUACAAUACUAAAAUG
Messenger RNA from Epinephelus fuscoguttatus (brown-marbled grouper), 1649 nucleotides. RefSeq names its product OTU deubiquitinase 6B (gene otud6b). Gene Ontology annotation, molecular function: cysteine-type deubiquitinase activity. The record is from RefSeq and is a predicted model, not a curated record. Bases 190 to 1095 code for a protein of 301 amino acids. The transcript has 8 exons. Gene Ontology annotation, biological process: protein deubiquitination. NCBI's taxonomy places the organism in Eukaryota, Metazoa, Chordata, Actinopteri, Perciformes, Serranidae.